Enhydra lutris kenyoni (northern sea otter) is the source of this 1847-nucleotide messenger RNA. RefSeq names its product IBA57 homolog, iron-sulfur cluster assembly (gene IBA57). The record is from RefSeq and is a predicted model, not a curated record. The transcript has 3 exons. Gene Ontology annotation, cellular component: mitochondrial matrix. Bases 1 to 1080 code for a protein of 359 amino acids. Gene Ontology annotation, molecular function: protein binding. NCBI's taxonomy places the organism in Eukaryota, Metazoa, Chordata, Mammalia, Carnivora, Mustelidae.
AUGGCGGCCGCGGCCCUGCUUCGGGGCGCGGUUCCGGGACGCAGCGGCCCGGCCUGGCAAUGGCGGCUGCGCGCGACCCCGAGGUGUCGCCUGGUCCACGGCUCGGGCCGUCACGGUGACGACCCCACGGGCGGCGCGGCUUGGGCCUACUUCCCGCUACGCGAGCGCGCCUUGCUGCGCGUGCGCGGGCCCGACUCCGCGCCCUUCCUCCUGGGGCUGCUGACCAAUGAACUGCCGCUUCCGGGUCCUGCGAAUGGCGCGACCCCGCCCCCAGCACGGGCGGGCUACGCCCACUUCCUCAACGUCCAGGGCCGCACGCUCUACGACGUCCUAGUCUACGGACUCCCAGAGUGCGAUCGUAGCGAGGUGCCCGCCUUCCUCCUGGAGUGUGACCGCGCGGUGCUGGGCGCCCUGCAGACGCACCUGGGGCUGUACAAGAUCCGGCGGAAGGUCACCGUGGAGCCGCGCCCGGAGCUAUGUGUGUGGUCGGUGCUGCCCUGCACCCCAGUGGAGGCCUGCGGGGCUGUGCCACUGCGGGAGCCAGCCGAGAGGACCACCAUCCUCGCUCGCGACCCCCGGACCGGCUGCAUGGGCUGGCGUCUUCUCACCCAGGAUAAGGGCCUGGCCCUGGUGUCCGGCGGCCAGCUGGGAGACCUCUGGGACUAUCACCGGCACCGGUACAUGCACGGCGUUCCCGAGGGCGUCCAUGACCUGCCCCCAGGAGUGGCCCUGCCCCUGGAGUCCAACCUGGCUUUCAUGAAUGGUGUCAGCUUUAGCAAGGGCUGCUACAUCGGCCAGGAGCUGACGGCGCGCACCCACCACAUGGGUGUCAUCCGCAAGCGGCUCUUCCCGGUGCGGCUGUCAGGCCCUCUCCCAGCAGGUGGCAUCACCCCUGGGGCCUUGGUGCUCACUGAGUCGGGGCAGGCAGCCGGCAAGUACAGGGCCGGCCAGGGAGACGUGGGCCUGGCACUGCUGCGGUCGGAGAAAAUCAAGGGCCCUCUCCACAUCAGGACCUCUGAGGGUGGCCAGGUGGCCUUAACUGCAUCUGUGCCAGACUGGUGGCCCACAGCCACCAAGUAGCACUGGAAGUCCCCUGCCUUCUGUGGGCUCCGGAGCUGCCAGGGGUCAUGGAGGGCCCUGCCUUUGGUUGGCCCCCACUGCCCAUGGUGGUCCCGUUAAUGCACCCCCCUCUGGAGGCCCCCCAGAGCAGUGGGCCCCCAUGGCUGUGGGCAUCGGGGUUGUGCUCCUUGUCCUCUGUGCUUCCCAGAGGGUCUGAUGCCCAGCUUGGGCUGUCCUCUCUGGCUGCUCUGUGGCUGGGACAGGGGGUGGGGGGUGUGUGGGCAGGAGCUAUCCCAUGGCCUGGGGUUGAGGAGAGCAGGCCUGUACCUGCUUCCAGGCUGAGCUGAGUUGCAGCUUCUGCCAGAUGAGGGUGGACAAGACCCCAGCUCUGUGGGUUUGGGGGGCAUUCCGCCAUCAGCCCGGGACAAGGAUGGUCCAGAGCCUUGCCCCUGGGCUGCCUGCACCUUUCCAUCUGGUGUUGGUUGAAAGGACAGGUGGGUUGUGGGAAGUGCCGUGCUGUGUGCAGACUGUGGGGUGCUCCACCUGUGCACCGUGGUCUCAGCAGCAUACCCCUCUUUCCCUGAGCUGCUCAGGGUGCGGGAAGGAGCUUCUGUCUGCUUAAUUUAUGUGCUGCUGUUUUGGGAUGUGGCCGUGUCUGCACAAGAAGAGCUGACUUUCUUCCCUUUUUAAACCACUGACUUCCAUGGUCCCGUGCAAUGUGAAUCUCACAGUCAUGGGGUGUCCCACUUGACACCCUGGCGUGGCUAUUAAAGUGUGACCCAGAAGCA